UGAUUGUAAGUACCCUUGAAAAUGAAGAUAACAAGAUACAAGAAAGUUCAAAAAUAUCUUAAAUUUUACUAUAACAACUAUGGUUUUCAUCAACCUUAUCAAGUAUUGAUCGACGGUACCUUCUGUUUUUCUGCUUUUAAAGAACACAUAAAUAUAAGAGACCAACUCUCAAAAUAUCUAAAUGGAAGUGUCAAAUUAUUAACAACAAGGUGUAUUAUUAAAGAGACUGAAAAGAUUUCCAAAAAGACACAAGGAGCUCUAACUAUUUUAAAACAGUUUGGCAUUCAUGAAUGUGACCAUGAAGAAGCUGUCUCUGGCUCAAAAUGCAUAUUGACUAUGAUAGGAAAAAAGAAUCUUAAACAUUACAUUCUGGCCACGCAAGACAGAGACUUACAAGAGAAAAUGAGAUUAAAACCAGGGAUACCGUUACUCUAUUUACAUAGUAAAUCUCCUACACUUGAGAAACCAUCAAAAGCAAGCUACGGUAAAGCUGGUUCCACAUUGGAAAACAACCAAUUUAUGUUCAUAAGUGAAACUCAAAAUGAAAUAUUAAAGAAUAUGAAAGAAGCUCUAGGAGUUGAAAAGGUGGAAGAAAAAAAUACCAUAAGAAAGAAAAAACUCAAAAACCCUAACCCAUUAUCAUGUAAAAAGAAAAAGAAAAAGCCAGCUAUGAAAAAUAAUAUAAGUGGUGGUAGUGUAAUUGAUGGCAAAGUAAAGAAAAGAAAGAAAUCUAAACCCAAAAAAGAUCUGUUACAAAGUAUUGCUAAAUAAAACAAUUUUGAGA
Molecule: messenger RNA, 784 nt
Organism: Vanessa atalanta (red admiral)
Lineage: Eukaryota; Metazoa; Arthropoda; Insecta; Lepidoptera; Nymphalidae
Product: rRNA-processing protein UTP23 homolog
Exons: 2
Coding region: 22-771 (249 amino acids)
Cellular component (GO): small-subunit processome; nucleolus
Molecular function (GO): small ribosomal subunit rRNA binding
Source: RefSeq, a predicted model, not a curated record